AAAGUGAAGGAGACAACCACCGGAUAUAAGUUAACUACUGUCUGGCUGCACUGACAGAGUGAGUCUUAUGGUGGGGGUACUGGUGUUUCCCGUCAAUAAUAGUGUAUCAAGUGAAGCUCACAAGAUGCCUCGGCUAAAACCUCCGGUGUCGUUGAAGGAACAAUGUGUACAUAGCAUUGUCAAACACAUGGACAGUUACUGGUGCAAAGAUUACAUCCACAACUGGCUUGAUGAGAAACGACGUUACUUGUUUGUUAUUGGACCUUUUGAGGACUUACCAAGCUCCCUCAUUGAGCUCAUAAUAGAGGAACUGAACACCUCAGGCAAGUUACAGAAGCACCACCUACACCUGCUGCUUCUCUAUCAACUAGAGCGUCUGGUGCUGAGUCGCUGCACCUCAGAGUUUGGCUUCAUCAUAUCUCUAUUGGCUGUGCGAUGUAAGAAACUGCGCCACUUGGGGCUAAAAGGCCGGACUCUGCCGCGUCAAACACUGAAUGAAGUAUUUAGGUCCCUGAGCCUCCUACAGACUGUAGACUUAUCACAAACUAAUGUAACCGACCAAACCAUCAGUGUUAUUGCCUCCUCUUGUAAACACAUCAGGGUUCUGAAUCUGUCUGACACACGUGUAACAGACAUGGGCAUCUCCAGCCUGUGUCACGGGGUUAUGAGUGCUGAUAUUAAUCCUAAAGAGAAGCCAGACAUAUCAAAAUCGUUAAUCAAACUGGAUCUGUACGGCACCGCCGUCACUUACAAAGGGAUCCAAUGUGCCUUAGUAAACAUGCCAAAUUUACAAGAAGUAACUCACUCAGCAUUGCUCUAUGCUGUGGCAAAGUUAAAGGCAAGUAGAGAUACAAUGACAGAGUUGGCUCAAGUGUCUGGAGGUUCAUUACCUGAGCUUGGACCGCUGCAGUUAAGGUUCCUCCAAAGUGAUGAAUUUGGCAGUGGAAGAUUGGGAGAGUAUGGUGAUGCUCAGCUCAUCAGCCCAGCCAUUAACUUGUGUCCAAAUAUUCAGUAUGUGCAUCUGCGUGACCUUGGUAACGUUGAACCCGACAGUCUCUUGCCUCUGUCGACUCUCAAUAAUGUGAUAGAUCUUGUCUUACAAUUUGAUGAAUAUGACUUAGUGGAUUUUUUCCUUCAGAUUUUACCUUUGUUACAAAAACAUGGCGAAACCCUGCGUAACCUUCAGCUUCAGUUUGUAAACAAUAUAAAUAUUGUUGUUAUAGCGUACCUUUGUCCAGAAUUGCAAGUAUUAGGGAUACACGGUGUCAAUUCUUGCACUUGUGAUGCAGCAAAAUAUUUUUCAACGCCACAAAAUAUAAAACCUAGAUUAUGUCACCUGAAGUCCGUCAACAUCCACAACUCUCAAGAAGAAAUGGAUUUUCAAUUGCCAGCAGAGAGCUUAAAAGUUAUGCUUGGAUCACCUCUUCUGGAAAAGAUAGUUAUAGUGGCACAAGAUAACCUCACUGAUGAAAUUCUCAUUGAAAUUGCCCACACCAGUAAACUUCCUAACCUGAAAAUCCUCAGCCUGACCAUGUGCAAUAACAUUACCAUCGAGUCAAUCAGGAAUGUGAUACGUUUAAAUAACCCACUUGAGACACUCAACAUCAUUUACUGCCAAAAAAUAACUAUUGACAAUUUUCAUAAACUUCAGAAAUAUAUUAAGAUACGAAGAUUGCCUGUUGAAUUAUCUUGGUCCUGAUGUGUGUUCUCUUGGUACUCACACCUUGGGCAGGUGAUCAAAAUAAGGUGCUGUGAAAGCCAAGUAUUGUACUGUACUGUAGUGCAGUAAGGAUGAGGAAGUGAACAGUUUGAGGGGUCUUGUUGUAGAGGACAGAGUUAAUGGGUAUUGCAGGGAAAACAAGUAGGAUUGUUAAGAGUCAUAAGUUUUAUUUAAAUUAAUUUACAUUUUUAUUAGUUGGGUUGACCAUCAGGGUCUACAAUGUAGGAUUUCUCUCCAUCCAUCUGGCCAAAGUUUCUAUAAUUUCUUACUGCUCAGAGACAGACUCAUUCAUCAGACUUGGCACAAAUACAGAAGAUAAUAUUAACACAAUGAUGAAUGUUAAAAUGUUUCAUAAGAGGUAAAAGGUGGCCUGGGAGACCGGCAUACAUUAGUAAAGGUACUAUACAGUGUUGUGCAAUAUAGGUAACAUUGUGUUCAUUUUGUUAUUGAUUUAUAUUUACAAUUUAUCAGAUGUUCAUUCGUCUGCAGACACCGUCAUAUUAGAAGUAGAGGUUCAGAGAUUAUGUAGAUAGUUGAUACAGUACUUAGAUACUUCAUGACACUUGGUUACUUUAGCUCAUACUAUUUAUUUAUGACAAUAUUGAGUAUUUUCAGUUAUUCAGAUACUGUACUGUCUUAUUAUUAACUUAUAUAAACAAAACAAAUGUUCAGUUGGUGCUUGAUGAAAAUGAUGAAGUCACACAUAGUUCAGUGGAUUUUGCCUCUACCAAAAAUGAGGUCAAAUUCUUCACAAACAAGAGCUGUGAUCGUGUGAACAGAUACAGAGGGUAUCCGGCGGGGGGACAGUGGCGCAGAUUAUUCGAGACAAAUUACAACAUAAACCAACCCUACCUAACUUAAUCUAAAUGUUUGGGUAAGUUAGGUGAGGUUCUGUGGGGUUUGGACGGUUUAUGUUAUACUCAGUCGUGAAUAAUUUAUACUUAACCCCUCAUCACUGGAGGCUUGUUUGUGCUCCACUCAGUAUGCUCUCGAGAAAAACUUCAAUAUCUAAGAAAUUAAUUGCCUUAGAUUCAUUUACUAUUUAUGGUUCAAGUAAAAAUCUUAUUAAUCACAUAAAAAGAAAUUGAUUGACUGACUCUGAUUAAACUUCUGGUGAAUGUUGGCCAAAUAUUUAAUUGAGGCGCUGCCAUUGGUUGAUUCGUCCCUAUCAAUGGGAGCGCCUCAAUUGAGAGGCGAAGAAAAAUAUUUUAAUGUGUGCCAGGUUGUUGUGGUGUAGCACAGCACUGUGAAGCCAUAGUUUUAUAUGGCUCAGUUUGUUGUUCCCACCAGUGUCUUAUUCUGAGUUAAGGAGAACAUUGUAAGAUUUUUAUAUUGAUAUUCUCUUUAAAUAUUGGUAUGUGGCUUGAAGCAUCACUGAGGCCUUACUGUCUUGGUGGUUCUCGCAGAUAAUUAUGAGGUUAUAAAAGUGUGUAGCAAUUCAAGAGAGUAAGAGCAUUUACAGUGCAGUAUUGCUUAUACACCACCACUAUAGUGAUCCAAGCAGUAAAAUGUUGCUCUGUCCAAAUGAGUCAUAUUCAAAGUGUCAGUUUUAGAAACAGAGUGUUGUGUUGUGUUGUGUUGUUUGUGUUUUAGAUGUGAACAUCUCGAGUUUUUAUUGUUGCUGCAGAUUGUGUGUUAAAAAUUUUAAUUUAGAGAUCAUCUAUUUAGUUUGUUUAUCUGUAGUUCCUCAAUUAUGUAUUGUGAUGUACAACACAAGCAUAACCAUUUAAUUGUAUUCAGUCCAGUAUACAGUUUUAACAUUAGUUGUACAUAGUAUUACGAGGAGUUUUGUAGAUGAGGGUCUUGAUGUUGAGACAGCACACUACGAGCUUUAAAAGUUACAUUAUAAGGAACACUGUAGAUGAAUUGUGAUCACAGAUAAAUGGCCCGGACUCAGGGUUUCCAUCCCUUUCAGGAUUUUGAAUGUUUUAAUGAGAUCUGCCUCAUUGUGCCUUGUCUGAAGGGUUGUUAGUCCUAAGGCCCUCAGUCUAUCUUGAUCAAAAUAGAAGUAUAUUUCUC
Molecule: messenger RNA, 3739 nt
Organism: Homarus americanus (American lobster)
Lineage: Eukaryota; Metazoa; Arthropoda; Malacostraca; Decapoda; Nephropidae
Exons: 5
Coding region: 68-1699 (543 amino acids)
Biological process (GO): SCF-dependent proteasomal ubiquitin-dependent protein catabolic process
Cellular component (GO): SCF ubiquitin ligase complex
Source: RefSeq, a predicted model, not a curated record